AUGGUGUUGCAGACCAUCCAGGCGGUGGAAACCAACCUGGCAUCAAAGGAUAGUCACUGGGUCUAUGUGAACGAGGUGUCCAACCUCUAUCUCUACGACAGCGUGCUCAUGUUGGCCAAUGCCUUCCACAGAAAGCUCGAGGACAGGAAGUGGCACAGCAUGGCGAGCUUGAAUUGCAUGAGAAAAUCCACCAAGCCUUGGAAUGGGGGCCGGUCCAUGCUGGAGACAAUCAAGAAGGGUCAUAUCACCGGACUCACAGGUGUUAUGGAGUUCAGAGAAAAUGGCGCCAACCCCUACGUCCAGUUUGAAAUACUUGGAACCAGCUACAGUGAAACAUUUGGCAAGGAUGUGCGGAGGUUGGCAACGUGGGAUUCUGAGAAGGGACUGAACGGCAGCCUGCAGGAACGACGCCUGGGCAGCGACUUACAAGGACUAACACUGAAAGUGGUGACUGUCUUGGAAGAACCUUUCGUCAUGGUGGCGGAAAAUAUCCUCGGUCAACCCAAACGCUACAAAGGCUUUUCCAUUGACGUCCUGGAUGCACUUUCAAAGAAUUUGGGUUUCAAGUAUGAGAUCUACCAAUCACCAGAUGGCAAGUAUGGACAGCAGCUCCACAACAGCUCGUGGAAUGGCAUGAUUGGAGAACUUAUUAACAAGAGAGCUGAUUUGGCAAUCUCUGCUAUCACCAUAACGCCAGAGCGGGAGAGCGUUGUGGACUUCAGCAAGCGCUACAUGGAUUAUUCUGUGGGAAUCCUGAUCAAGAAGCCGGAAGAGAAGAUCAACAUCUUUUCCCUCUUCGCCCCCUUCGAUUUUGCUGUGUGGGCGUGCAUAGCUGCCGCUAUCCCGGUCGUCAGCGUCUUGAUCUUCGUGCUGAACCGAAUCCAAGCAGCAAGAGCCCAGAAUUCUUCUCAGUCGGGGGCCUCCCCUUCCUCAACUCUCCACAGUGCCAUUUGGAUAGUAUAUGGGGCCUUUGUUCAACAAGGGGGCGAAUCUACAGCCAAUUCCAUGGCGAUGCGCAUAGUGAUGGGAAGUUGGUGGCUCUUCACCCUUAUUGUAUGCUCAUCCUACACCGCUAACCUGGCAGCCUUUCUCACAGUCAACAGGAUGGACAAUCCAAUAAGAACAUUUCAGGAUCUUUCCAAACAAAUGGACAUAUCUUAUGGCACUGUCAAAGAUUCUGCAGUGUAUGAAUACCUUAAAGCCAAGGGGACAAAUCCUUUAGAACAAGACAGCACCUUUGCGGAACUGUGGAAGACCAUCAGUAAGAAUAAUGGAGCCGAUAACUGUGUGGCAAACCCUUCUGAAGGCAUCCGGAAGGCCAAGAAAGGCAACUAUGCGUUCUUGUGGGAUGUUGCAGUCGUGGAAUAUGCAGCAUUGACGGAUGACGAUUGCUCUGUGACAGUCAUGGGAAACAGCAUCAGCAGCAAAGGAUAUGGGAUAGCCCUCCAGCACGGCAGUCCAUAUCGGGACCUCUUCUCCCAAAGGAUUUUAGAACUUCAAGAAGCUGGCUACUUGGAUGUCUUCAAAGAAAAAUGGUGGCCGCGGAUGGGACGCUGUGAUUUGAACAGCCACGCCAAUGCACAGACGGACGGGAAGGCCCUGAAACUGCACAGCUUUGCUGGGGUCUUCUGCAUCUUGGCCAUCGGCUUGCUGCUGGCCUGUUUGGUCGCAGCCCUGGAGUUGUGGUGGAGCAGCAACCGUUGUCACCAAGAGACGCCGAAAGAGAUACAGCCUCGGCAGCAGCAGCACUGCAAACAUACCCACAUUGCCCCACCAUUGUGCCUCAACCUUGCCAUGGAGAGACCAUCUUUAGGGGACAAAGAAGUGAAUCUGGAACAGGUCCACAGGCGUAUGAACAGUUUAAUCGACGAAGACUUGGCUCACAAGCAGCUUUCCCCCGCGUCCAUUGAAAUCUCAGCCUUGGAAAUUGGCGGCAUGCAGCCGGGCCAGACCCUAGAGGCGAUGCGCGAGUACCAGAACACACAACUGUCUGUCACCUCAUUUUUACCAGAACAGGCCACUCACGGGGCCAGCAGGACACUCACGGGUGCCUCGGGCAGCAACCUCCCACUGCCGCUGAGCAGCUCUGCCACCAUGCCCUCUAUACAGUGUAAACACAGAUCGCCGAACGGAGGACUAUUUCGUCAGAGCCCUGUGAAAACACCCAUCCCCAUGUCCUUUCAGUCCGUGCCGGGGGGAGUCAUCCCAGAAGUCAUGGAACCAUCCCACGGGACAUCCAUAUAAGGAGAACAACCAGCAAAGAUUUUUAAUACAAUUGAGAGAGAAAAAAAAACUCUUACCUUUCUCUUGUACAUAUCUGUAAAUAAUGGAAGAAUGAAGUGGGGUUAAAAAAAAAGUGUAUUUUGAAUAUUCCCAAUUUUCAAAGUCAGUAAACAAACAGACUGACAAAAAAUACAAAAAAGAUAAAAAAAUGUAUGAAUGACUUUGUAAAUUUUGUUCUCGAUGAAUAAAAAAGGCAAAUUACUUGUGACCCUUUUCAAAUGCCAAAGAAGACCUGUUACUGGGACUGAAGCCAGUAAAAGUUGACUCUGGUUUUU
Messenger RNA from Sphaerodactylus townsendi, 2558 nucleotides. It is a transcript of the gene GRID1, whose product is annotated as glutamate ionotropic receptor delta type subunit 1. The record is from RefSeq and is a predicted model, not a curated record. Gene Ontology annotation, cellular component: plasma membrane; postsynaptic membrane. Gene Ontology annotation, molecular function: glutamate-gated receptor activity; transmitter-gated monoatomic ion channel activity involved in regulation of postsynaptic membrane potential. The transcript has 13 exons. NCBI's taxonomy places the organism in Eukaryota, Metazoa, Chordata, Lepidosauria, Squamata, Sphaerodactylidae. The coding region runs from base 1 to 2244 and encodes 747 amino acids. Gene Ontology annotation, biological process: modulation of chemical synaptic transmission; synaptic transmission, glutamatergic; monoatomic ion transport.